This is a messenger RNA of Adineta ricciae, 2106 nucleotides long. Lineage: Eukaryota; Metazoa; Rotifera; Eurotatoria; Adinetida; Adinetidae. The record is from the annotation of a GenBank genome assembly.
AUGUCAUCUCAAGACGAAAACGCGAAUAUCGUUUCCAAUGAAGAAAAACCUAUUCCAUCUGCUAAUCAGAAACGCCGUGUGCGUUUUCCCAGUGAUGAAUCUCAAUUACGUAUGAUAUCGAUUGCACCGGAACCGUUAGCCAAUCAACCGCUGCUAUCACUUGGUGUGAUUUUACAACGCUAUCGUGGCGCAUGUCAGCGUUUACAAAUACGUCCACUGAAUUGUUUGUUAGAACAAUUGAAUAACAUGAAUGAUGGAAGGAAAACGUUCUAUGAUCGUCUUGAAUGUUUGAAAGUCGUUAACGAACGCUUGGAUUUAAAACAUAUGGAUGCGAUCGAAGAAAUUCUCUCACGUUGUCGCUUUUAUGUAUUGGAUUUUGAAUCGUCGUUUCCGGAUGAUACGACACUUGUACAAUUUUUCGACAUUAUCGAAUAUUAUGACUCAUGUACGCAUUUGAAUUUGUCAAACAAUCGCUCGAUCAAUUUCCAUGGUUAUCAAGCACUGACGCGGUAUAUGAGAAAAACCAGAGUUCUGGAAAGAUUAGACAUGAAUUCUAUACGCUUUGAUGAUGCAAGUAUGUUAGGAUUCGGUCGAUCAUUACGAAUGUCAUCGACAUUGUAUGAACUGCAUGUGGAAUCAUGUCAGUUGAAUGGCAAAAUGUUACAAAAACUUAUCCAAAACAUUCGAGCGUGCCCAUGUUUACGUGAACUUUAUCUAUGUGAUAAUCGUCUGCAAGUACAAGAUUCGAUACUGAUAAAUGAAUUGAUUCGUUCAUGUGGACAAUUUCUUCAUGUGCUCGACCUUCGUUCGAAUUCACUGCAAGAUAAUGGUAUGUCUCAUAUUGCGUCGCAGUUAAGUCAAUACGAUGAGCAUCACACACAUCAAAACACGAUCUACAAGAUAAGUUUUCAAUCGAAUCAAUUGACUCAUCAGGGUGUGGCCUUCUUGGCCAAAGCGCUGUUGCACAAUCGAACGAUACGUUCGUUAAAUUUAAGCUACAAUCAGAUUACAAAUGAAGGUUUAUAUGUUUUACGCGAUGCAUUGUUAACAAAUCGGACAAUUAAUGAAUUGAUCCUCAGAAAUUGCCGUUUGACAGAUCAAGCGGCGAUCGCUUUAGCCGAAUUUAUAGCUGAAUCUUCAGUUAUUCAAUAUCUCGAUUUAAGAGAGAAUAACAUCCAAGCAAGUGGCAUAUGCGGAAUGGCGAUAGCAAUGAAGAAUAACAGAUCUUUGUUGAAAGUAGAUUUCGAUUCUAUCGAUUCGUCGACGAACCCGUCGUUCAAUCAAAGUAUCGAUCGAACAGCGAGCUCUUCAAAUGGUUUAUUAUCUUUAUCGAAUCUCCGACGAAUGACUGUUGGCCUAGGCAGUUUUAGUACUACUAACAAUUCAGCGAGUAGUUCCAAUCAAGCAUUGAACCAUAAUGCUAAAGAAUUGAAUGAACAGAAAGCGAAAUGGAUGAAUGAUAUUGAAUGUAUAUGUCAGAGGAAUUUACUUCUCUACGAAGAUCAACUUCGGCGACAAGAAGAAGAGCAAUUGACGAAUAAUCAUGAAAUAACUGAUACGAAUGGAAUCGACCAUCAUGAAGCAUCGACAACGACACCGAAUGGCGUUAUUUUAGAAGAAAAGGAUGAAAAUAACGGAAACUCAUUAGGUACAAACGAACAUAACAGUGAAGAAACACCAGUUACUACAGAUGACAAUCUACAAACAAACGAAACUUCUGCUGAUGCUAAUGAACAAUCAGAACCUACAGAAGAUCAGCCAAAAUCCGACAACGUCACAGAACAACUAACAAAUGAACAUAAUAGUAAUGAUGUAUGCAUAACAACUGAUACUACAAACCCUUUACCAAUUGACGAUAAUCAUGAAAUAGUGCAAACAACUCCGACCGAACCAAUGCUAAACAAUUCUCAACCUCUUCCAGAUUCUCUCGAAGAUAAUUUAACAGAUGACGAAGAUGAUGGAAAACAACAAAUUCGUCAUUCUGAUAGUCUCUAUUUAUUACGUAAAAAGAACGUAAACCAUGCUGAUGGUAGUGAUACUAGUGAUGAUGAAUCUCAACUAUCGACCAUUAUCGAACCAACUCAAGAAAUUGUCGAUGGUAUAUAA